Galeopterus variegatus (Sunda flying lemur) is the source of this 704-nucleotide messenger RNA. It is a transcript of the gene CD9, whose product is annotated as CD9 molecule. Lineage: Eukaryota; Metazoa; Chordata; Mammalia; Dermoptera; Cynocephalidae. Gene Ontology annotation, cellular component: membrane. The transcript is spliced from 8 exons. The record is from RefSeq and is a predicted model, not a curated record. The coding region runs from base 1 to 630 and encodes 209 amino acids.
AUGAAGAGCCAGCUUGCCGGGAUUGCAGUCCUUUCCAUUGGACUAUGGCUCCGAUUCGACUCUCAGACCAAGAGCAUCUUCGAGCAAGAAUCUCACAAUAAUGCCAGCUUCUACACAGGAGUCUACAUUCUGAUUGGAGCUGGGGCCCUCAUGAUGCUGGUGGGAUUCCUCGGCUGCUGCGGUGCUGCGCAAGAGUCCCAGUGGAUGCUGGGGCUGUUCUUUGGCUUCCUCUUGCUGAUAUUUGCCAUUGAAAUAGCUGCAGCCAUCUGGGGGUAUACCCACAAAGAUGAGGUGAUUAAGGACAUCCAGGCGUUUUACAAGGACACCUACGAGAAACUGAAAGGCAAGGACGAGCUGCAGCGGGACACGCUGAAAGUCAUCCACCACGUGCUGAACUGCUGUGGUAUAGGCGGGGUUGUGGAACAAUUUAUCUCAGACAUCUGCCCCAAAAAGAACUUGCAGGACAGCCUCACAGUGAAGUCCUGCCCCGACGCCAUCCAAGAGAUCUUCGACCACAAAUUCCACAUCAUCGGCUCAGUGGGCAUCGGCAUUGCCGUGGUGAUGAUAUUUGGCAUGAUCUUCAGUAUGAUCUUGUGCUGUGCUAUCCGCAGGAGCCGCGAGAUGGUCUAGAGUCAGCUCACAUCCCUGAGCAGGAAAGUUUACCUGUGAGGAGUGUUGGGGGCUUUUGUUUGGUUGGGUUUUUU